ACUGCAGGCAGCAGGGUGUGGCCUUCACCAGCCUGUUAAACAUAGCAGAGUUUAAAUGUUGAACAGUCACACCACCUCUGCCCUGCUCCGCUCCUCACUCGGGGUUUCCUUCAGUUUCAGUCCAGCAUCCAGCAGGGGAAGGCCUACAGAAUUAGAAGUUUGCUGCUGGUCGACAGGAGAUGUCUGUGCCGCUGCCAGUGCUGCUGUGUCUGCUGGUCAUCCAGAUAUGUUUGGGAGAUCAGCCUGUGGAGGAAGUCAUCACAACCAAAAAUGUUCCUCUUCUGGGUGGCUGGUCUGAGAGGAGUCCAGAGUCAGCUGACGUCCAGGCAGCAGCCAAACACGCCGUCAACAUCUUUAACAAGGACUCCAGGAGCAAGAAGACCUUCAAGCUGGUCUCCGUCACCAGCGCUCACAGCCAGGCCACCAACAUGAUCAACUUCAAGAUUGAUGCAGUCCUGGGAAAAACCAAGUGUCUCAAGUCUGAAAACCACGACCUGGAGAGCUGCAGUCUGGCAAAAAGGCAUGUCCGGUGCCACUUCGUUGUGUCAUUCAACCCCCGGAACAGCAAACAUGAGCUGAUGAAAAGCAAGUGCAGGAAACAUGCAGAGAAGGCCUAACUUUCUCAUCGACUUGGCUUGAUUUUUUAGAGCUUUGAAUGCCUUCUUUACUGUUUUCUUUUUCCACAUUUUUUACUGUUUUAAAUUGAUUUAAAUUGGUGGAUGUGAUGGAUGUGUGGUUUGGUAUAAAAACGAACAAAUCAAACAAUAAAAUGAACUUCUGAUGGUUUGUGUAACCAUA
Amphiprion ocellaris (clown anemonefish) is the source of this 798-nucleotide messenger RNA. RefSeq lists its product as uncharacterized. Gene Ontology annotation, molecular function: cysteine-type endopeptidase inhibitor activity. The record is from RefSeq and is a predicted model, not a curated record. NCBI's taxonomy places the organism in Eukaryota, Metazoa, Chordata, Actinopteri, Pomacentridae. The coding region runs from base 180 to 617 and encodes 145 amino acids. The transcript is spliced from 5 exons.